AUAUAAAACACAAUAUCUGUCUAAUUACGUGAUAACGGCAACGAGUUUUAUAAUUUGAUGGUCUUGGCAACUCCAAACGUUUGUAAAUUUCAAAAAUCAAUACUGUCUAAAUGACAUAUGUUAAUUUGUUUUUUACUUUUAAAGUUUAUCAAGAUUCUCGACCAAUUUGCCUUAAUUAAAUGCCUGAAUAAUUACAAUGCUCAGAAAAUUUUCUUCGACCAUAUUUCAUUUUACAUGCAGAAGACUUCACAACUCAGCCCCGUGCUAUAAACUUACAGAUACUAAAGAAAAUGACGGUGUCAGAGAAAUAAUUUUAAAUGAUCAAAAAACAAGGAAUUCCUUAUCAAUGCCCAUGAUGACGGAAAUUUUAGAGGAAGUUAAUAACAAUAUAAACGAUGAAAAUCUUCGUAUAAUUAUACUAUCAUCUUCUCUAGAAAAAAUUUUUUCCGCCGGCCAUAAUUUAAAAGAACUUGAAGCUGUAGAUUCGCAAAAACGUAAAGAAAUUUUUUCAAAGUUAACUGAAAUUAUAUUUGCAAUACGAGCAGCACCAGUUCCAAUUAUUGCUAAAGUCAAUGGAUUGGCCGCCGCUGCAGGUUGUCAGUUGGUAACUUCAUGUGAUUUAUUAGUUGCAAGCACGGCAGCGUCAUUCUCUUUACCAGGAGCUGACGUUGGAAUAUUCUGUUCUACACCUGGUGUGGCUGUGAGUAGAGCUGUGAGUCGUAUGAAAUCUUCACAUAUGCUUUUUACAGGAUUACCAAUCAAUGCUAACGAAGCGAAUAUUGCAGGAAUGGUAAGUUGCGUUGUUCCGCCUGAGAAGUUAGAUCAAGAAAUCGAUAGAAUAUGUAUAUCAAUUAAGAGAAAAAGUAGAGCUGUGGUAGAAUUAGGAAAAAACUUUUAUUACAAACAAUUAAAUAUGAAUAUUUCUGAUGCAUUCAGAGCUGCAGAAGAUGUCAUGGUUAAAAACUUGUCAACAAAAGAUGGACAAGAAGGAAUCAGAAGUUUUAUUGAAAAGCGAAAGCCGCAAUGGACAAAUUCUUAGAUAAUAAU
This is a messenger RNA of Condylostylus longicornis, 1047 nucleotides long. Its product is annotated as enoyl-CoA hydratase domain-containing protein 3, mitochondrial. Gene Ontology annotation, cellular component: mitochondrion. NCBI's taxonomy places the organism in Eukaryota, Metazoa, Arthropoda, Insecta, Diptera, Dolichopodidae. The transcript has 5 exons. Gene Ontology annotation, molecular function: hydro-lyase activity. Bases 197 to 1039 code for a protein of 280 amino acids. The record is from RefSeq and is a predicted model, not a curated record.